Messenger RNA from Carya illinoinensis, 561 nucleotides. Its product is annotated as wall-associated receptor kinase-like 8. Gene Ontology annotation, molecular function: polysaccharide binding. NCBI's taxonomy places the organism in Eukaryota, Viridiplantae, Streptophyta, Magnoliopsida, Fagales, Juglandaceae. The coding region runs from base 1 to 561 and encodes 186 amino acids. The transcript has a single exon. The record is from RefSeq and is a predicted model, not a curated record.
AUGUGCUCAGUUAAUCCAUUCGCGCGGGCAUCAGAAGUAAUAAACAGUUCAUGCCAAGAAGAUUGUGGGAAUGUAAGCAUUCCAUACCCUUUUGGAAUUGGAAAUGGUUGCUACGUCGGAGAUUGGUUUGAGAUAGUUUGCAAAUCAUCAAAUGACUCUUAUGAUCUGGGAUCUCUAAAACCCUUUUUAAAGAAGUUUAACCGAGAGGUGCUGGAUAUUAACAUAACUGCAUCCACAGUUCGCAUCAAGUAUCCCAUAUUUUCGAGCUGUACCAAUGGCAUGGAGAGAACAAAUAAUUCGGAGUUAGAGAAAGCUCCUUUCUUCUUCUCCGACAUCAACAACAACUUCGUUGCCAUGGGUUGCAACAACGAUGCCUCCAUGGAGUCCAUUUUUCCCGAUCACUCGAUUUCAUAUGGUGGGUGCAAAUCCCCUUGUGACAGAGCUCCAUUCACAUAUGGAAGUUCUUGCAACGCCACAAACUGUUGCCAAACUGCAGUCCCUUCUCAUCUCCAUGCAUUCUCUACAGUUAUAGAGCCAAAAAAUAAUGGCCGUAGUGAUUAG